AUGGCGACUUCAAGUUCUACUGGACAUUUAUUGUAUGGACCCGAAGACCCGUCCGUGUUAAAUAUGCAAAAAAAUCACAUUUCAAAUAAACUGAUGAAAGGGGGAACAACCCAAGUAUUUAAAGUCCGAAGGACUGAAAGUAAGACUUGGGACGCCGUGAUUCACGAGAAUGUAAGAUAUUGGCUUGACGUCUUUGGUUUCAAAGGCGUGAUCGAUUGUGGGAAGCCAAUGAAGGUCGACAAUGAGCUGAUCACGGCGUUGAUUGAGCGUUGGAGGCCGGAGACACACACAUUCCAUCUACCGAUCGGUGAGACGACGAUCACCUUGGCGUCGUUUUCACGGGUCGUGACUAUCAUGACAACUUUCCAGAUUGGACCAGCAAGUGCCGCGAUCUGUUGGGAUGAAUACCAGAUUCUUCCACAGAGACAAAGCAAGGCGGUUUGCUGA
Messenger RNA from Salvia splendens (bonfire salvia), 447 nucleotides. Its product is annotated as protein MAIN-LIKE 1-like. Lineage: Eukaryota; Viridiplantae; Streptophyta; Magnoliopsida; Lamiales; Lamiaceae. Bases 1 to 447 code for a protein of 148 amino acids. Gene Ontology annotation, biological process: meristem development; meristem maintenance. The transcript has a single exon. The record is from RefSeq and is a predicted model, not a curated record.